AUGAAACCUGGCCGCGAACGCGUCUCGCUUCGCGGCUACGAGCGCACGCUCACCAUGGUCGACGGGGUAUCAACGAAGAUCGUCCACUCGAUGCUAGUUCGAGGCCCCACGACGGUCUUGCUACGCUACUUGGCGACGGCGGUCAUGAACACCUUCAACAUGCACCCUCGGAUGCGCGCGCUGCAGCUGAAGAGCGCCAAAUUCAUGGCCGAGAUCCACCCGCCGCUGACUCGGCACGACGUCACUUCGUUCGCGCUCGUUCGCGUUCGUAUGGUCUCCUCCGUUGCCAGUGACGUCGACGACAUGAUGAGCGGCUGGCAGCACUACGCGGACGACGAGUGCAGCAUCGGCUUUGAUCGGUUCAAUCAGCUACCAUUCUUCUUGACUGUGUGGGUGGACGAGAGGGAGGGCGCCGCACGCUUGAUGCUCUUCUCGGACAGCUACAUGUCGGACGGGUACUCUGGAAUGGUAGUGCUGAACUGCAUCCUUGAGCAGGUCGCAAUGUUUGCCAACGAGCACUCGGGGGCGCCUCAGAACGAACCUGAGCCGGAGCAACCGCCGCAUCAAGUGCAUGAGCUCCCACUGCGCACUUCGCUGUACAAGAUGUGGCUGUCGAGAGUCGCGUGGGCCAAGCCGAUCGUGAAGAGCGUGGUGAGCGUCUCUGGUCGCCAGACAUUUCGGGAUCGUGUGGGGGAUUAUAAGCCGCUGCUGUCGGCGCGAGCGGGGCAGCACCAUUUCAGAGCUCCCCCGGUGACGAGCAGCAGCACCGCGUUGUUCUCAGAGGGCGAUCCGGAGUGUAUGAAGAAAGUCGUGGCAAGAUGCAGGGAGGAGAACGUCACGGUCGGUGGAGCUCUGGUUGGCGUCAUUCUGCUGGCGUUCUACCACGUCAUGAAGGAGCGGAAGAGCAAUCCUUCCCAAGAGUGCUUCAAACUGGCAGCAAACAUGGGAUUCAACAUGCGCCAACGCGUACCAAACCCCGCCGAAGAGGAGCAAGUGGGGAUGUACACACCAGUCACAGGCCUCGACUGGCUGGCUGACGAAGGGGUGAAUCUGCAAACCACAACGUUCUGGGGUCUCGCGCGUCGAGCCAAGCAGGAGAUCAAUGACAAGCCCAAGCACACGUUGGCCAUGGCGUUACCAGUAGUACUCAUGGACAAGAAGAUCCAUUCGAGGAUGAAGCAGUCGUUCCUCAAAGGCGUCUCCGUGCCGCAUUCGCUCACCUCAGAUGUCAACAUCUCAAACGUUGGGCGGUAUCCGUAUCGACGGGAGCACCGACUUUCGCAAGACGCCAACGACAUCAACUGCGGCGUACUCACUGUCGAAAGUCUGCACGUGUAUCACCCGCUUCCCCACCUCGCGUCGUCUGCUACGCUCUUCAUCACUGCCGUCGACUCGUUCAAUUACUCCAUGGCGCACAAGUGCGAGAAUGUAGUGGGGGAGGCGCUUUUCGUCGCAAUCGUCGAGCUCUGCGAAGGCAUGGACCACAUCGGCAAGGACGAAACACUUCUGGAAGUUUUAAACCGCGUUGGCCUGCGCUACACCGGGCACGACUACACGUAG
This is a messenger RNA of Phytophthora sojae, 1560 nucleotides long. RefSeq lists its product as hypothetical. Bases 1 to 1560 code for a protein of 519 amino acids. Lineage: Eukaryota; Oomycota; Peronosporomycetes; Peronosporales; Peronosporaceae. The transcript has a single exon. The record is from RefSeq and is a predicted model, not a curated record.